UUUAAAAUCAGACUCUUUUUGUCUUUUGAUUGCUGUCUCCAGCCCCAACUCCGAUGUGUUCCGUUAUCGGCGACCAGCAGCCUGCCGUUCCAGCCCCCGUCUGGGUGGGGACCGGCGGCCAGUCUCCCGCAGCACCGGCCGGCGAGGUAAUAUAGAAAGAGAAAGAGCCAGGCAGAGAGCGAGGGAGCCAGCAGCAAGCCGAGCGAGGAAGGGAGAGCGCAAGCCCGAGCGCACAGGCACACACACUCGCACUCGCGCGCACGGACCCGCACGGGGACAGCGUGGAAGGCACUGGGCUCCACGGCCGAGAUGCUGCAGCUGGCGAGAUGUCUGGUGCUGCUUCUCGUCUCCGCACUGCUGAUGUGCCCGGGGCUGGCGUGCGGACCCGGCAGGGGAUUUGGGAAGAGGCGGCACCCCAAAAAGCUGACCCCUUUAGCCUACAAGCAGUUUAUCCCCAACGUGGCUGAGAAGACCCUAGGGGCCAGUGGAAGAUAUGAAGGGAAGAUCUCGAGAAACUCCGAGCGAUUUAAGGAACUCACCCCCAAUUACAACCCCGACAUCAUAUUUAAGGAUGAAGAAAACACGGGAGCAGACCGGCUGAUGACUCAGAGGUGUAAGGACAAGCUGAACGCCUUGGCCAUCUCGGUGAUGAACCAGUGGCCCGGCGUGAAGCUGCGGGUGACCGAGGGCUGGGACGAAGACGGCCACCACUCAGAGGAGUCGCUGCACUACGAGGGCCGUGCAGUGGACAUCACCACGUCAGACCGCGACCGAAGCAAGUACGGCAUGCUGGCGCGCCUGGCCGUGGAGGCUGGCUUCGACUGGGUGUACUACGAGUCCAAAGCGCACAUCCACUGCUCCGUGAAAGCAGAGAAUUCGGUGGCGGCCAAAUCCGGCGGCUGCUUCCCGGGCUCGGCCACGGUGCACCUGGAGCAGGGCGGCACCAAGCUGGUGAAAGACCUGCGCCCCGGGGACCGCGUGCUGGCGGCCGAUGACCAGGGCCGACUGCUCUACAGCGACUUCCUCGCCUUCCUGGACCGCGACGAUGGUGCCAAGAAGGUCUUCUACGUGAUCGAGACGCGGGAGCCGCGCGAACGCUUGCUGCUCACCGCCGCGCACCUGCUCUUCGUCGCGCCGCACAACGACUCGGCGGCCGCGGAGCGGGAGGCGCCGUCGGGCGCGGGGCCGCCGCCGGGGGGCGCGCCGGGGCGCCGCGUGGUGGCAGCACCCUCCCACUUCUCCCCGCCUGCCCGGUUCCACGGCUGCAGCCCCUUUCCCACCUUUACGGUGGACGGUGUGAAGAGCUUGUGCAAAGUGUCCGUGCUGUUGCUGCCAGCCUCCCUCGUGACUAAAUGCGUAUCUACUCCUGUCAAAAGCUGUAUCACAAUGUACUUGAAACUGUUCUCUUUGUGCUCUAUUGUUUGA
Ailuropoda melanoleuca (giant panda) is the source of this 1425-nucleotide messenger RNA. RefSeq names its product sonic hedgehog signaling molecule (gene SHH). Gene Ontology annotation, biological process: multicellular organism development; smoothened signaling pathway; regulation of gene expression. The record is from RefSeq and is a predicted model, not a curated record. Gene Ontology annotation, molecular function: patched binding; calcium ion binding. Lineage: Eukaryota; Metazoa; Chordata; Mammalia; Carnivora; Ursidae.